AUGAUUCAUAAUCUUAUCCGCUUAUUAAUUUUAUCAACAGCAUUCUUUAUGGCGAAUGCUUUUGUUUAUACAAGCUGCGCUGAUAAAAUUUAUGGUGCUGAACUUGAAUUAACAUUUGACCCUAAACUUCCUGUCGCUGGGCAACCCAUCACGCUUAGUAUUUCUAGUGAUUUUAAUCAAGAAAUUACUACAAAAACCCAUAUUUAUAUUAAAUUAUUAGAAGGUGCUUAUGAUAAAGAACCUCUUGAAAUGUAUAAAUAUUAUCAGAAACUUUGUACUGGAAACGAAGCUUUGUGUCCAAUCUCAGUUGGAAAAACAAUUAAAGUAACAACAAAUUUAACAAUUCCAAGUGAAAUUAAUAUUGAUAAUCUUAUUAUGUUAACUUAUAUUGGAACACCAAGAGAUUCAGAUGAUUAUGUAGUUACUCUUGGCUGUUCAUGUUAUUCAAAAUAUCCUACUUAUUGCAACAAUUUGCAGCACGGAUAA
Cetraspora pellucida is the source of this 486-nucleotide messenger RNA. The record is from the annotation of a GenBank genome assembly. NCBI's taxonomy places the organism in Eukaryota, Fungi, Glomeromycota, Glomeromycetes, Diversisporales, Gigasporaceae.